CGCCAAAUCUCUUUACCAAAUUUCAUGAAUCCUUCUACGGAGUAUCUAUUUAUCUUUUUACUUCUCUUUAUCAGAUUCAUUUUUUCCUUAAUUUGCUGAGCAUCCCGCCAAUUGUCAUCUCCCAAAACAUCCCGCCGGAAAGUUUCCCUCUUUUUCCCAAAUAGCUUGACAAUUAUUUGUAUAAAUAGUCAUGUUGCAAACCUAAUUUCUGUACGGGUACUCUGAUCUCAUCCCCUUGUUCUCCUUUGAUUUGAUCUACUUGUCCAUUCAUCAAUAUUUGUGCUUUGAUUUCCAUGGCAUCCCAUCCUCAAAUGAGCCAAAUUGUGGGGUAUGAAACUGCUAGAAGAAUCCUUGAGCAACAACCUAAAGGCCAAAGAAAUGUUUCAGUUGUCAAUAAAGCAACAUGGAAUCAAUUCCUAACUGAAACAUUCAUAAGGAUUUGUGUGGUUGAAUUGGAAGCAGGGAAUAGACCUGGGACACAUUUUAAUAGAGUGGGCUGGGAAAAUAUUGUGAAAAAAUUCAACACUGAAACAGGUCGUCAGUACAUGCAAUUACAGCUCAAAAACCGAUGGGAUAAUCUGAAAAAGGAAUGGUCUGUGUGGAGGUCAAUAACUGAAAAUGAAACAGGCCUUGGAUGGAAUAAUCAAAAAAUGACUGUGGAUGCCGAUGCUGGAUGGUGGGAAAGAAAAAUCAUGGAGAAUCCAGAUGCCGCCAAAUUCAGGGAAAGAGGGCCAAUAUUAGUCAAUGAACAACGAAUGUUAUUUUCAGAUGUUGUUGCGACGGGUAACAAUGCCUAUGUUCCAGCAACAGGAUUGAUGCCCGAGCACAUGAUGGAUGAUAUUAAUGAUUACCAGCCUGAGUGGAAUGCAUCUAAUGCUGAAGAAAGUAACAUGUCUCAAGGGGGUGUCCCAAGUUCCAGUGUCACUCAACCAACAAUGCCUAACAACCCAUUUUUGCCCAUACACCUUAAAUCCUUAAUAAAAAGAAACGCAAACCAUCUGGUGCCGAUAAGAUUGUGCAGUGCUUGGAGAGGAUGGUUGAAUCAGUUGAAGGGGACAAAGGAAGCAACUCUACUGGGCGUUACUCUAUUCAAAAUUGUUUUACUGUACUUGAUAAAAUGGAAGCGGUAGAAGCUGGAGGGCAUCUUUGGAUGUUUGCUACACGACUCUUCUUAAAGCAAGUACUAAGAGAAGUAUUUAUAGAGAUAAAGAGUGAUGAACUUAGGUUGAAAUGGCUUGAGGAACAGAUGGAGCGGGACUUCAAUCGUAGGAAAGCACCUCAAGUUUAACUUCUGAAUUUUAGUGGAUCUACGAGGAGGCUAGGCAAUCCUUUUAUGGUUAUUUGAUAUUUUAGUUGAAGUUAUUUAGAUAACAUAUAAACUAUUUAUGAUGGU
Messenger RNA from Cuscuta campestris, 1393 nucleotides. NCBI's taxonomy places the organism in Eukaryota, Viridiplantae, Streptophyta, Magnoliopsida, Solanales, Convolvulaceae. The record is from the annotation of a GenBank genome assembly.